This is a messenger RNA of Chara braunii, 1299 nucleotides long. The record is from the annotation of a GenBank genome assembly. Lineage: Eukaryota; Viridiplantae; Streptophyta; Charophyceae; Charales; Characeae.
GGGCGACCCAGAUUUAAUGUGGUGGGGUCAUGCCCACAAUCGGGAAUGAUGGGGAGACCCUUCACUCCGCAGGCUCGGCUGGCGCAGGCAGCACGAACGAGAAGUCAAGCCAAAGCCAGCGCCAGCCAAGAACCUCCGAGGAGGGAGCAGGAGCCAGGAAAAAGAAAGGAGAUGGCGGAAGUGGAGGAUGACGAUGAUGAAGAGGAAGAAGACGAGAGGCUGCUCCGGGAAGAGGAUCAGAAAGCGGAGCAGCGGGCAAGGAGGAAAGGAACUAGGGAGGAGGCCGAGCUGGUAAUGGGUGACGGACCGCCCAAAAAGAAAAAGUACGCGGUUCGGUUGGAAGAGGGGUUUGAUGUAGAGCGGGUGAUUGACAGGCUGCUAGAAGGGCAUAAUGACCUCAUGACCUUGAAGGAUAUCCUGGCGUCAGCCCCGCGGCUCCGCGAUGAAUUGAAAGACAGGUUACCACGACGCCUGGUGCCCAAUGUCCAUCUGGGCACGAUCCUGCCCAAGGAGGCAGAGUGGGCAGAAUCAGACACGAAGAUGGAUUGGAAGUGUGUGGCUUGCGUCACGGUGGAUCUGGUGGUAAAGGGCUCCAAGUGUGCGGCAAUGGUGGACACCGGGGCCGAAAUAAACAUCAUUCGGGAGGCGAACGCAAUCAAAUUCGGGCAGGAUAUAGACCGCUCUGGCCGCGAUAUUCUGCAUGAAGCCAUCUCUAAGGCCGUGUUUUGCGGGACAGUCUCGAAUGUGCUCAUCGAGGUUGGAAAGGUGAAGGCCAAGGCAUGCUUCUUCAUAAUGUCCGACGUGGAUCAUGGAAUCCUCCUAGGGAGAUCGUUCCUAAGUAGGACAGAGACCGUGAUGUUCAACAAGCAUGACGGGACUCUAAUCCUUCUCCUAUGUGACCCUGCCUGCGGGAAUUAUGAAAUAAUUACCUGCAGAAACACGGGGCCGAGAAGCAUAAGGAACCGGCCCAAUCCAGGAUCGUUCACAAUCGAAGAAUCAGAAGGUGAAUGCCGGAGGCUCCGGGCAGAGCCAGAAGCGGGAGAGAGGGGGGAGGCAUUUUCCCUCAGCCUGUCAGUUAUCGGGAAAGACAUGGACUUGGUGGCCGCACAUGAAAUGGCAGACCCGGAUGCUAUCCAGGCCUUGAGGGAGCAAGUUUUGGAAUGCCCCGAUGCAAGAAGAUUGGAGCCGGUAUAUCGCCUUCCGGGCGGCGGGAGGAGCCCCGCAUCAGCGCUUGCGUAAUCUGUGAGUCGGCUUUUUUUAGGGGGCGGAUCAAGCAGGGUUCCCAAAGGCGGUACAAGA